AUGGCCCGCGACAACGACGCCAAACAGCAACAGCAGCGUCAACAGCAACAGCCAGAACAACCCUCAUCCACAACAACAAACCCCAACAAAACCAUCUCAAUCUCACCAAGGACAUUCUUCUCAGAAGACUGUUCGCAGACCACCACCACCACCACCACCACUACCAACAAUGACAACAACCCCUACGACACCGCCUCCGACCCCUACACCACAGGCCUCCCUCCCGAACCCUUCCGCAACAACCACGGCGCAUCAAUCCUCGGCCCACGCAACCGCGACCGCGAACGACAAGAUCCAGACAUGAUCCGGCCGCCGGCGACAGACGCAGGCCACAUACCGAACAUGAAGUGGAGUUUUGCGGAUUCGAGGAUGAGGAUUGAGGUGGGCCCCUCCCUUUUCUCAAAAUUUAGUAGGGUGGAAGAGGGAAAAAGGCAGGUGUUGAUGUUUGAUUUUGCGGAAUGGGCCUACGUCCUCUCAGGCACCACACGCAUCACCUGCAUCGACGCCGAAGGACGGCAUUUCGCCGACGACGUGUCCCAGGGCGGCCUGUGGUAUUUCCCUCGUGGCGUGCCACAUAGUCUGCAGGGUGUGGGUAAGGGGGGCACGGAGUUUCUGCUCAUUUUUGAUGAUGGAAACUUCAGUGAGGAUGAGACGUUUCUCUUGUCGGAUUGGUUGGCACACACCCCCCAGUCCGUCAUUGCGAAGAAUUUCCGCCUCCCUCCAGCACUCUUCGACAAUCUUCCCCCAAAAGAGAAAUACAUCUUCCAAGGCAGCAUCCCGUCGUCCGACCCCCAGACGGAGCAACCCUCCGACGAGAUAAAGCGCUCCCCCCGCCGCUUCACGCACAACAUGCUAGCCCAGAAACCCCUCUCAGCGAGCGGCGGACACGUCCGGAUCACAGACAGCAGCAACUUCCCCAUCUCUUCGACCGUGGCAGCCGCACACGUCAUCAUCGACCCUGGCGCCCUCCGCGAAAUGCACUGGCACCCAGCAGCCGACGAAUGGGCGUUCUUCAUCCGGGGCCGAGCACGCAUCACCAUCUUCGCGGCCAGCGGGACAUCGCGCACCUUCGACUAUGUUGCGGGGGACGUGGGCGUCGUGCCCAAGGGUAUGGCGCACUACGUCGAGAAUCUUAGUCGUGACGAGCCUGUGGAGUUUCUGGAGAUUUUCCGUGCGAGCAAGUUCGAGGAGUUUAGUCUUGAGCAAUGGCUUGCUGAGACGCCGAGGAGGUUGGUCAAAGAGCAUCUUUUUGCGGGGGAUGAGCGUAAGGGAAGCAUGUUUGUGGAGAGUUUGUCGAGUGUUAAGGAUCCUGUUAAGGCGGCGCCUAGGAGGGUGAAGUUGUAG
Molecule: messenger RNA, 1344 nt
Organism: Rasamsonia emersonii CBS 393.64
Lineage: Eukaryota; Fungi; Ascomycota; Eurotiomycetes; Eurotiales; Trichocomaceae
Product: Oxalate decarboxylase
Exons: 3
Coding region: 1-1344 (447 amino acids)
Biological process (GO): oxalate metabolic process
Source: RefSeq, a predicted model, not a curated record